AUGCCCGUUGACCUGUUAGACGGCCUGAAGCGGUCACGAGCCGGGACCCGAGCAGCAGUCACUCGCACCGUCAAUCGACUACGUGAACCCCGGACAGGGGAGGUUUCCCUCGAAGAUGUUGAAGUCGACGUCGAGUAUUUAGUGGUGAGGAAGGCUGCGCUGCAAGACUUGGACAGUCAGAUCCUGGCGCUGACCGGCGAAGAGCAGUAUGACCAGGAAGUCCAAGGCAUCCUGGAAUGCGAGCAGCAGCUCGAAGCCGCCAUCACGCGCGCGAGGCGGGUCCUUCGAACGGCAGGACAGCUCACAUCGCCAGUUGCGCCGUCUGCCGCACUGGGCGAUUCCACUCCUAGAGAAUCAACCAGCCGUUCUGUUUCCUUGCCGAAGCUGCAAAUUCCAAAGUUCGGAGGGAAGUUGCAAGACUGGGCCAGGUUCUGGGAACACUUCCAGGCAACGAUCCACAACAACGGUGCGCUAGCUACAGUGGAGAAGUUUAAGUAUCUCCUGUGUUACGUUACCGAUGAGGCCAAGCGCGCUAUUGAUGGGAUCAGCCUUAGUGGAGCGAAUUACCAGAUAGCUGUUGACGCCCUGAAGCAGCGGUUCGGACGAACCGAUCUCCUUGCAGCCGAGCACGUCGACAAGCUGUUGUCGCUCCGCGCAGUGCAAGGUUCUGGGUACGUGACUCAGCUACGUCACUUGUUCGACGAAGUCUCGCGCCACACGAGGGCCCUGGAAUCACUGGAGAUUCCGCAGUCUGGCUAUGAUGUCGUGCUCUAUAGGGUUGUUACUCGCUGCCUUCCACCCGAUCUCUUCGUGCUGUUUCGGCAGAGAAGGAAGGAAUUGGCCUCUCCUAGCGAGAGCGGAACAGCGCCCUCCACAGAGUCUACUCGCAUGUCGCCCACUGCCGCGGAGGUUCACGCACUGAUGGAUUUCCUACUCAUUCAAGUGGAAGCAAGGGAAGAAGUCGCUCUUCACCGGCCUCGGCAUACGCCUCCGGUCCACGCGGAAGACGAAGCGCCAGCCCCCUUUCCUUCGGCCGCAGCGCUGCCAGCUGGUGUGCGCACAGACUCCACACGCCCUGAUGGAGCUCCACCAGCACCACCGUCCGAUGUCGCUUCGUGUGCCCUUUGCCGCGCGUGCGAUCACCGCACGGCGACUUGUCCAGCGCCGCUCACACCCGAGGGAAAACGGCGAAGCCUCACGUCAGCGCGUCGAUGCUUCCGCUGUGCCAAGCGGAACCACUUGGCCCGUCAGUGUCGCUCUUCAGCUAGUCUCACGUGUACCAGAUGCCACGGACAACAUCUGACUGUGCUCUGCGACAUACAAUCGAAACGCGAAACGCGACAGCGCACCGCCAGGAGCGUUGGAUCGGCUUCAGCAUCGCCAGCGCAAACACCUGAAAUCCAAGCCACCACCGCGUCAACCUCGUCUACUGUCACAUUUCUGCAGACCGCUGUGGUUCAGGUUGCCGGCCCUGGCGGAUCCGCGUCCGUACGUAUUCUUCUCGACAACGGAAGUCAGAGAACAUUCAUCACCGAGGAACUCGCUCAGCGGCUUCGAUGCCCGGGAUUGGCAUACGAAAACAUGUAG
Molecule: messenger RNA, 1587 nt
Organism: Ornithodoros turicata
Lineage: Eukaryota; Metazoa; Arthropoda; Arachnida; Ixodida; Argasidae
Exons: 1
Coding region: 1-1587 (528 amino acids)
Molecular function (GO): zinc ion binding; nucleic acid binding
Source: RefSeq, a predicted model, not a curated record